AUGGCUCCUUGUGCACCAAAGAUGAUUGCAAACAAGGUUGAAAUUGACAAGCUCAACGACUCUGAUCAGCCUUGGACUGCUAUUGUCACUGUCAAGGAGAAGCAAAAUCCAUUCGGCCACUAUACUAAAACCGAAAAGAUGGUAUUUAGCAAUGAAAAGGGUGCUAAAGUAGAAGGUAUUUUGUUCGGACAAGCCGUCAGCAUCAUGGGACCACGAUUCCAGACGUGUAGAAAAUACCGAGUCUCCAACGCACCUAUCCGGUACAUUAAACCAGAAUAUAGGUCUCGUGGUCUUUCCAAACAAUGGGUCAUUGGUAUUGGGACGGUUGUUGAAGAGGCUAAUGAACCUAUUACUACUCUUGUGACCAAGGAGCAAUACACGCUCUUUGAUUCCCUUAAUGAUUUUGCUGGUGUUCAAGAUGGUUUUGUUGGGAAGUGUAUUUGUUUUACUUAA
Oldenlandia corymbosa var. corymbosa is the source of this 453-nucleotide messenger RNA. NCBI's taxonomy places the organism in Eukaryota, Viridiplantae, Streptophyta, Magnoliopsida, Gentianales, Rubiaceae. The record is from the annotation of a GenBank genome assembly.